Molecule: messenger RNA, 3028 nt
Organism: Actinia tenebrosa (Australian red waratah sea anemone)
Lineage: Eukaryota; Metazoa; Cnidaria; Anthozoa; Actiniaria; Actiniidae
Product: SNW domain-containing protein 1
Biological process (GO): mRNA splicing, via spliceosome
Cellular component (GO): spliceosomal complex
Source: RefSeq, a predicted model, not a curated record
CAUCGUCACAUGGGUAAAAUCAGUUCGCCAUGUUGUUUGAGAAGAGGACAGAAAAGUAUAAAGAGCGAAUCUUUAGAUCGACUUAAACGGUAGAGAACUAAAUCAAUCAUGACCUCCCUUACUAGUAUUCUUCCGACACCCGUAAACAUUGCCUAUAAGGAUGAUGAAGACCAAGAUGAAGAGCUUGAGACCUCUUACCAAAUGUUAGUUGUUACCAAAGAACCACCAGCUUAUGGUCGACGCCACGGUUGGAUCCCAAGAAAACUCGAUGAUUUUGGAGAUGGAGGAGCUUUUCCAGAAAUCCAUGUGGCUCAGUAUCCUUUGGAUAUGGGCAGGAAUAAGAAAACAAAAACAUCCAAUGCUUUGCCCGYCCAGUUAGACGCUAAAGGACGAGUGAAAUACGACGCUAUUUUAAAACAAGGACAGAAAAAAGAUAAAGUAAUUCACUCAAAGUUCACCGAUUUGGUACCAGCACACCUGAAGGACGACGCAGAUAACGAAUUUAUGAGGCCCGACGAAGAARAGGUGAAAAGUGUAACAGAAAAGACAAGGGAAGCUCUAGAAAAAGUUGUAAACACGAAAAUAGCCGCUGCUCAACCGACUCAAGCAGCCCAAAAACCACAGUCAGCCCAGUACAUAAGGUACACACCAGCACAACAAGGUACUGCUUUCAAUUCUGGUGCAAAGCAACGGGUCAUUAGAAUGGUUGAAAUGCAAAAAGACCCCAUGGAGCCACCAAGGUUCAAGACCAAUAAGAAAAUUCCUCGUGGACCACCAUCUCCUCCAGCACCAGUAAUGCAUUCGCCAAGCAGAAAAGUAACUGUUAAAGAACAGCAAGAUUGGAAAGUACCGCCUUGUAUUUCAAACUGGAAGAAUGCCAAAGGUUAUACUAUACCGCUGGACAAACGUUUAGCAGCAGAUGGCCGUGGACUUCAAGAUCCACAUAUCAAUGAUAAGUUUGCAAAGCUUGCUGAAGCAUUAUAUAUUGCUGAUAGAAAAGCAAGAGAGGCUGUAGAGAUGAGAGCCCAACUUGAAAAGAAGUUAGCACAAAAAGAGAAGGAAAAGCAGGAAAAGAAAUUAAGAGAAUUGGCCAUGAAAACGAGGGAGGAAAGAGCUGGAAUCAGGGCUGUAUCAGAUCGGUCUGAAGAAGAGCGUGAGCGAGACCAGAUGAGGCAUGAAAGACAUAAAGACAGAGAAAGAGAUAGGCGCAUUUCCAAAGCUGCCCCUGAUAAGAGGUCUAAACUGCAAAGGGACAAAGAUAGGGAUAUUAGUGAGCAAAUUGCUCUGGGAGUUGCUCGUGGUACAACAUCAGAUGACAGCAUGUUUGAUCAAAGACUUUUCAAUCAGUCCAAAGGUAUGGAUUCAGGAUUUGGAGAGGAUGAUUCUUACAAUGUAUAUGACAAGGCUUGGCGGCAGGGUACCAGUACUGCCUCUUCUAUAUACAGACCAUCUAAGAAUAUUGUUGAUAAAGAUGUUUAUGGAGAUGAUUUGGAGAGGCUGGUGAGGACUGACAGAUUUCAAGCUGAUAAAGAGUUUGCAGGCACAGAUCACAGCCAGAAACGAGAUGGUCCAGUACAGUUUGAAAAAGAAGAAGAAGAUCCUUUUGGUCUUGAUAAGUUUCUUACAGAAGCCAAAAAAGGCAAAAGGACACUUGAUGAGCCAAGAUCACGGGACCACGAUAGUCGAAGUAAAAGAAAACGCUGAACUUGCUUUAUCAAAAAGGAAUUACAUAAAGCAGCAUUUUCAUGUUCGUAAAAAUAGCAUGGAAAUUUGUUUUUGGGCCUCUGAAUGCCACAUCUCAUGAUUCUUAUAUUCCUCCUGUAAUUUCAGUUAAGGGUCAUAGAUCUAAAACAGUAAAGAGAAGUAGUGUGUUUUUGCUUAUUGCUUUUAUUUUUAGCAUUCAUAGUGAUUAUCCCAAAACCUUGUUUUUUAUGCUUAUCAGAAAGAAAGAGCCUUCAGCAUAUGGCUGAAAAUACUGUAAAAUAAGAAUAAAGAGAUGUCAGAGUUGAUGUUUCGGAAAAACCAAAAUGUCAUAACUCAAUAUGUUAUAAUCUUGAGAACAUUUUUGUGAAGGUAAUUUAUUUUAUAGUACAAUAACAUAUUAUGGUAUGUUUUUGUCUGACAUGAUGAUGUUUUUCCAUCAUUUUUACAGUAGGUUAAGCAUGGUUGUUUUACUUCACUCCAAUGAAAUUUGGUUAUCUUGCUGUGUAUUAGUUCACUAUUUCAAGAGCAAAGUGAAAUCAUCCUAAAACAAUGUAAUGAUGUUUAGUAUUGUUUUAUGAUGCAGGUUUUUUCCUACCUUAACUGGUAUUUUAAGUCUAGAACUGAAUGUGCUAUGAAAAUACAUUUGACUACAUAAUGUAAGUGCAUAUACUUUGUAUGUAAUGGGUGGAUAUAGAGUGCAUGCCAUAUAUCUGCGAAACAAUUACUGAUUUAGCACUUAUUUAGUUGUUGAUUUAAUUCACUCGGGCAUAAACCAAACAAAGAUGCAAGGGGUAUUUACUUUAACCAGUGUCUUCUCCAGUAAUAUCUUUUAUUACGUACAUACAACACAGCUGCAACUAGACAUUACUACUUUGGUUUUGUUCCAUGGAUAUAUGGCAUGCACUCUAGUAAUGGCACUCAAGAUGUAAAAAAAACAAACUACUAGAGUAGUUUUAUAAACCCAUGAAAUACACUUCAAUAUUUAGCACUACUUAGCUCUAAUAGGCCUUUUGUAAUAGAUUGACAUGUGAUUGGUACUGUAUGGCAAAAAAAAUUGGGCUUAUUUGAAGAUUUUUUUGAUGGCUCAUUAAUGUUGUAUCCAAAACUGUUUCAAAAAAAUCCUUUUUUUCCAUUAUAAGAUCCAUUUGAUUUCAAGAUACGAAGCAUUUUAAAGUUUGUUUGCCAUCCAGCAGAGCCUUCCCCAAGGAACCUUGAGCAGAAUUGAUUCAUUAGCAAAAUCAUAUAUCGGCACAUGAAUGUUGCAAUAGGCCUAAUCUCGUGUUUUCUAUCAUGUUUACCUGAAUAUUACACUUUAAUUAGUACA